Fulvia fulva is the source of this 474-nucleotide messenger RNA. RefSeq lists its product as uncharacterized. The transcript is spliced from 3 exons. The record is from RefSeq and is a predicted model, not a curated record. Lineage: Eukaryota; Fungi; Ascomycota; Dothideomycetes; Mycosphaerellales; Mycosphaerellaceae. Gene Ontology annotation, molecular function: carbon-sulfur lyase activity. The coding region runs from base 1 to 474 and encodes 157 amino acids.
AUGUCUUCAUCCCAGAAACCUUCCACCCCAUGGCCAGAACAAACUGGCGUAUGGGCCACCUACGACCUUCACUGCCACUGCGGCGCCGUUCGCUUCAACAUGAAAGUCUCCCCUCCACUCUUUGAAGAUGAAGCAGAGGGAAAGGGAAUAUAUCCAGUGACAGAGUGUAACUGCUCACAUUGUGAGAGGCAGGGUCUUCAGGUUGUCCAUCCUCUCCAGAAGAACGUGAACCUCACUCAAGGCGAAGACGAAUUGACAAAGUACUACUGCGGCAACAAGAUGAACCCUCACUUGUUCUGCAAGCAUUGUGGAAGCGUGAUGAUGACGGACUUGACGGCUUUGGGCAAGAUCUUUCCAGGCGAGCUGCGAUAUACUGUCAACGUCCGUAUGCUGAAAGACUACGAUGUCAGCAAGCUUACGAUCAAGAAAGUCGAGUUCAUGAAGGACAUGCCGCCAAAGUAUAGCAUUGAUUGA